Molecule: messenger RNA, 2788 nt
Organism: Aphis gossypii (cotton aphid)
Lineage: Eukaryota; Metazoa; Arthropoda; Insecta; Hemiptera; Aphididae
Product: serine/arginine repetitive matrix protein 1
Exons: 8
Coding region: 1192-2625 (477 amino acids)
Source: RefSeq, a predicted model, not a curated record
AUUUUGUUGGCAAUCUGGAAUGGCUGAAAUGAUUUUUAUUUUUAAUUUUUCAUGAUCUAAGUUCUAAUGUUAUUGUAAUUAAUAAUAAUAUUAAAAAAACACGUACUUUGUUAAGAACGUGCACGUAGAAUGUUAAGUCAUCCGAUCCGUCGAGCUGAUCGCGAGCCGUUUCCGUCCGAUUAUUGUAUAAUGAUUGCGCGACGCUAUUACACUGUGCCUCCGACCGGCGCGUAUUGCCGGGGGCCGUUCGUCGAAUUAAAAUCCGUUUGCCGUUCGGUCGUCGCGAAUUUAGUGGAUAUUUCGCUUGCCGAAGCGUACGGGUAGCUUCUUAUUAAUUCUCAUUCGUAUUAUGUUCGACGUGUUCAAUGAUUUUACUCAAAGUUCUUUGCAAAACUCAUUUACAUAUGAAAUGCUGCUAGUACUGCAUAUAUUUAAGCUUAAGCAAACCGUUUUGCUAAUUUUUAUCCAACCAAUAUAUCUUAAAAUGUAUUCAUUACCUAUCUAUUUGCUUUUUUUUUUAACAUUUCAUGAUUAGUCACCCUAACUCAAUGUUAUAAACAUAAUGAAAUUGAAUAUUUUUAAUCUUAUGCAGAGAUUUGUGUAAUUAUCUGUUACCUACCUAUAUAGGUAUUCUUACUGCUCUAAGAUGUCCAACUGUAAUUUAGUAGAUAUGCCUAGUACCCUAUCAUUUUGAAUAAUUUAUACGAUUCUUUGUUUAACCAUAAAUUCAAUGUUCUAUAACAGCUUUUAAGAAAAUAUUCAUAUUUAUAAAAUCAAUUUAUAUUUUUCAUGUUAAACACCUAUAGCUUGAAUUUAUUACUAAAAAUUAUGAAAAUAUUUUUACGCUUAAUGCUGUGUUGUUGGUAUCAAAUUAUUGUUUUUGUUGAACUGAAAUAGUUAAAAUAUUGAUAGUUUAUCAAAAGUACUUAUUAUAUAUCAUAAAUGAUAAAAUGUAACCUAAAUCGAUAUUUUCUACAUAUUUAAAAGUAGGUAUGUAUCAAAUUAUUUUCAAAUUGCUUUUAACCAUUAAAAAGAAUAGUAAUUGAGUAGGUACUAAACAUUAUCCUAUUAUAUCAAAAUCCAUUGAAUUCCUUUCGUUCGGUGUUUUCAUUUAUGAGUCGCAACUCAUCAUCUGGGCGUAUAUGAAUCCAAGUAAUUCUGACAGCUCGACUAAUGGUAUGAAAAUUGAACAUGUCCAGAAAUGAAAGGCAUAGAAGUGAUAAAAGAGCUUCAUCAAGUCGUGCCAGAUCUAAAGAAUCACCAAGAAGAGAGUUGGAAAAUGUUGUUAAGAGAGCUCGAAAAGAUAGAGAUCAAAGUCAAUAUUGGAUUAACAAAGUCUUAGAAGCUGAAGAAAAAGAUCCAAACAGAUGGAAACAUUCUGGUUAUAAAGAAUUGUACAGUGAUCGAAGAUCUAGGUCAAUCAGUAGGCGUUCAUCUAGUAGCUUUUCUUCUAGUUGUUCUCGUACAUCUAUUCGUAGAUCUCCUUCCCAUAAGCGACGUAAACCUCUUUCACGGUCUCCCGAUUUAAGAAGAUCACGCCGAUCAUUAUCACUUAGAAGGGGAUCUCCAUUAAAUAGACGCCGUUCACCAUAUCGAACUAGAAAGUCUCCUUUAACUUUACAUUCUAGAAGAAGACGUAGGUCUACCUCGGAGUCACCAACAGCCAAUGGUUCACGUAUAAGGCGGUCUAGAUCUUUAAGUAGAAGACGCAGAUCUCCUUUACUCGGUCGCAGCCGUAGAUUAGGAAUAACUUCACCACCUCCUAAAAGAAGAGUGUCUAAAAAACAUGGUCUUAAACGUAUUCGAACAUCAUCAGCUGAGGAGGUACGUUCAUCAAGUGUAAGUUCAUGUUCAGAUUCUCAUUGUUCAGUAUGUGAAGCUAGAAUACCUGCUGCUAGACGUGAACCACCACCAGAACCAUUAGCUAGGCCAAAAUCUCCAAAAAUGUCUAGACCUGUUAUUCCCAUACAUGAACGUUCUAGAUCAAGAUCAUUUUCAGUACCAAGGUACACACCUGUAGUAGAAGUAAGUUCUACUACUGGAUUACCGAAGGCUGGUCCAAUUCCAGAGCCUGCAACUACUAAAACUAAACGUAUCAAAAAAGUGAAAUCGCACAAAAAGAAAAAAUCACAUAGAUCAAAGUCUUCACAAAUUGAAACUGCUGUUUUACAUCAACCAACAAUAAAAGUAGAAUCUAUGUCUGAAGAAGAAUCUAGUGUUGGUGGUUCAGAUAUGCCAAUGAGUUCUUCUUCUGGAGGUCAAUUAACAUUAUCUGAACGUUUUAGUAAGAUGGCUCAAAUGGGUCGUGCCCAUGAGUUACCACAAAGGAGUCUUCGUGUAACAGCUGGUGAUGAAUUCAGAGUUGAAAUGGGUUCACCUCCUCAUCCAUUUCCUACUCCAGCUUUAGGGUCAUUACCUGAGGGUACAUCUAUUGAAGAUGUUAAAGGCCGUUAUGCUUAUUAUAAAGAUCAAGGGUAUUUAGGCGAUCUUACAUUAACUGAUUAUGUCAAGUGGGAAGAAUGGUGGUAUAAAUACCAAGAUUGGUUAGAAGCAGAACGUGCGUAUGAUGCUCAUUUGGAUAGGUAUAGAGACAGACGAUAUAGAGAUGAACCUCCUAUAUUCUGACACGAGAAAAGCUCCAUGCGUGGUCAUCAGCAAUAUACAGAAUCUGACGAAGAUGUGUAAUGAAAUAUAGUAAUAACAAUAAUUGAAAAUUAUUAACAGUUAAAAGUUAUCAAUAAUAAUUUGUGAUCUGUGCAUAGACAAAUAUAUUAAUUGUUGAAAAUAA